Molecule: messenger RNA, 3160 nt
Organism: Patella vulgata (common limpet)
Lineage: Eukaryota; Metazoa; Mollusca; Gastropoda; Patellidae
Exons: 3
Coding region: 140-2236 (698 amino acids)
Cellular component (GO): Golgi apparatus
Molecular function (GO): antiporter activity
Source: RefSeq, a predicted model, not a curated record
CUGAUCACAAAUGUUCCAACCAUCAAGCUAUUAAGUCAUCGUGUUUCGGCAGAUUCAUUCCAUUGUAUAGAGAAUUAAUGUAUCUUUAUCAACCCAACUAAUAUAUUUUCUGGAUAAGUUAAGUUUCUUAUAAUAACAGAUGAUGCCAUCUUCGUUCAACUCAUUGUUUGCCUUCAUAUCCUGGACACUUACAUCGUUCUUGUGUCAUUGGACAGCAAAACGAUUUCUAAAAACAUGGGAUGCGGUUAUACAGGGUGACACAUUAAUAGCCUCAUCAACAUUAACCUUGUUACAAUGUUUUACAUGUAUCGUUUUGGUGGAUAUACAAUCAACGAUUGGAGUGGAGAAUUCCUCAAAACUGGUCUCCUGUGUAAAGAUUGUUGCUCAUAUUUUGGCAACAUUUUGCACCAAUUAUAGUAUGACGUUCAUGAAUGCUGCUUCAACGUUCACAAUUAAAUUACUAGAACCAAUCACAUCCGCUGUUGCUCAAAGUCUGUUCCAGAAAAUUUCGAUACCGCCAUCUUCUCUGAUUAGUCUACCAAUUAUUGUUUACGGGGCAUUGUUGUUUACCGGUAGUCCGUUGGGCGGCAUUGAAAUAUCUUCUGGAACUUUGUUAGCUUUCAUGUCUAAUAUAAUUCUAGCAGCAAGAAACAUAGCCAUUUCAACAGAACACAAAACGAAAUCUAAUAGUAGUUUAAGGAAACCGAAAGCGAUUCUUGUCUUCGUUGCCUUCACGAUUACUUUCUUAAUUACAGUAGACAUUACCGAAGGAAGGGGAGCUUUUGCUAAAGGCACAACUUUAAUGUUGGUUCUAGUAUUUGGGUCAGGAAUAUUCCAUGUCAUGUAUUCAUAUAUUAGUACCAAUAUUGUACUAAAGACUAUGACGGUGUUUAAUCAUUCUAUUUUAAAUAUCUGUAAGAGACUGUUGGUUGUUGUACUGCUAUAUGCUGUAGGAAGUCGCAGAGCUUCUGGUGCUAACUGGCUGGGUUUGUUGAUGUGUACCGUGGGACUUGCGAUUCAUGCUCUUAGAAAAUAUACCACGAGUGUCCCCGACAUCAGAUGCAUGUCAAGUAGCACAAAAAGUCGUAUGAAGACGAUGGUAUACAUCAUGUUACCUUUGGUGAUAGUUGGCGUCACAGCUGUUUCAUCUGAUUUAAAUGGCGAAGGGCAUGGUGAGGGGUAUGCAGUGCCCUUAUUCAACAAAACCCACUAUGAUAAAUAUUCGCCCUUUUUGACAACAAGGGAUGAAAUAAUAAAGGAGACACAAAGAAUACACCAUGAACUUUUUGCCGAGUUGUUGAAACCUUAUAAAAACGUAAUGCUCCUUGAUAUUGCCUUGCAUGAAAAUAAAGGGGAUCCGGCUAUUACCAUUGGUGAAAUGAUACUAUUACAAAAAUUGAAUAAAACAUUAGUUUAUUACUGUGAUUACAACAUGUGCGUACGAAACAACUUGGUAAAAGCAUCGUCGAUUGUUAAAAACUAUACUCGUCAAAAUCUCGUAAUUCUAUUACAUGGUGGAGGAAAUCUCGUAGGGUGGGUUAUUAAUGAUCAUCUCAGAGAGAAAAUAUUUAAUGUGUUUCGGGGAUUUAAUUUCUUACUGUUUCCUCAGAGUAUUUUUAUGUCUGGUGGAGAAAGACACCUCCGAUAUUGUGAAAAUCUGUACAAAAAAGAAACUAAUUUAACCAUGAUUCUUAGAGACAGACACUCUUUAGAACUUGCUCAAAAACAUUUUACCGGACAACCCAAACUUAUCAUAGCACCAGACAUGGCUUUUCAAAUUGGUCCAGUUCAACGAUUUUUAAAACCAUUUUAUGACAUUUUAUGGAUUCGCAGAACAGAUCAAGAAAAGGUUACGGAUGAAAUACCAAAACUGCCGACUGAUAUCACAAUCCGAAUUGAUGAUUGGUUACGUUGGCCAACGCCUCAUAGUAAUAUGAAAAUAGAAAACGCUUAUCUUAUAGAAAAUAAUGGACUGGUAUUCUUACAGAGGGGGAGGGUGGUUAUUACCGAUCGUCUUCAUGGUCAUAUCUUAAGUACUUUAUUGGAUAUUCCCCACGUGAUUCUAAAUAACAAGUGGAAUAAAGUUAGUAAUUAUCAUAAUACUUGGACUAAAAGUCUAAAAAAUACGCGAGUAGCCAAUAACGCAUCUCAUGCUGUUGAUCUGGCUAGACAACUUUUAGUCGAAUAUUCUGAUGUUUUACCGGAAAAGGUCCCGUUCAUGUCAGUUACAGAUUAAAGAUGCAUUAUGUAAGAGCUAAAUCUCCUUUCGUAGGUUUUUAUUUUGGCUUAAAAUGUUAAAUAAAUUAUUAUGUAGACAUGUAUUCACAUGGCCUAUAAUCAACCCUUUAGAACAUCGGAUGUCGGAGAUUUAAACAGACUGAAAUAUGAUCCUCAUUUAAUGAUUUAAUUAAUCAUGUUCCUACGAUAAUAAACUAUCUGCUCUACAUUUUCCAAGACCCGUAACUUCGCUCAGAAUAAAGUAAUUUGAAUGAAAUUUUCAAUAUAUUCAUUUUUAUUAUCUAUUUUUGAACUAUUAUAACAAGAACGACCGGCUCUUUAUAUAUAUAUUACGUAAUGCAUCUUUAAGCCACACAUUGCAAGAUAAAAUAUUAUUUUAAGCUGCGAGUGUGUGUAUAAUUUUUACAUUUCUCAUUUUUUUCUAAAGUGAGUGGUGUUGUGAAUAUAUUACCUUAAAUUAGAAACAAUGAUGUUGAAUCACUUCAAAGUGCCUUUUUUAAAACCAAAAUAGCGUCAACCUUCCAAACAUGAACAUAGUAUAUGAUCAUCCAAAACAAAGCCGUUAACACCAGCUUCCAAUCAUUUACUUGUAAUGCGAAGAAAUACGUUUUUGCACGAACGGGGAUAAUGAUGGUGUACUAACUUCAUGCACUGUGCUUUGGUGGACAUUUUGCUCUGACAGUGGCCUUUCAGCCUACUCUUCGUCGAAUUCCAACGGUUGUUUCACUUGCUUGUCAACGUUUACGCGAUUAGACUUCGAUUAGACCCCCUUUUCAUUUCCAGGUGUAACACCAGGACCUUAAUCAGCAACUGUCCAUAGAUCUUUCAUCCUCUCUAAAAGACAACACCCAAAAAAUUUCAAGCUAUUUUACUUUUUAUAAGACACUUUUAUUGUCAUAAUUUGUACUUAUUAAAGUAUUAU